This is a messenger RNA of Suillus discolor, 723 nucleotides long. RefSeq lists its product as uncharacterized. Gene Ontology annotation, molecular function: acetylpyruvate hydrolase activity. The record is from RefSeq and is a predicted model, not a curated record. The transcript has 7 exons. Lineage: Eukaryota; Fungi; Basidiomycota; Agaricomycetes; Boletales; Suillaceae. Bases 8 to 694 code for a protein of 228 amino acids. Gene Ontology annotation, cellular component: mitochondrion.
GCUCACCAUGUCUGCAGCAGCUCAGUUCGUAAGGCAGGGGAAAAAGAUCGUUGCCAUUGGCAGAAACUACUCUGACCACAUCAAGGAGCUCAACAAUGCCAAGACGAAAGAACCUUUCUUCUUUCUCAAGCCUACGACGAGCUACCUCCCUACUGGGGGAAAGGUUGAGAUUCCACGCGGCAUCAUAGCACACCAUGAAGUUGAACUUGGCCUCGUAAUCGGGAAAGGCGGUCGGGACAUUUCCCAGGAUGCAGCCGAGUCUCACAUUGCGGGCUACGCUCUGGCCGUUGACAUGACCGCACGAAACAUGCAGGACGAGGUGAAGAAGAAAGGUCUGCCUUGGUCUGCUGUGAAAGGCUUUGAUACAUUCACUCCCAUUGGGUCUUUUAUCCCCAAGUCAGCCGUUUCGGAUGCUCAUGACCUCACACUCUCCCUGAAGAUCAAUGGUGCGAUCAAGCAGAAUGGUACGACUGGGGACAUGAUUUUCCGCAUCCCGCGACUUAUCGAACAUAUCUCUUCCAUCGUGACAUUGGAGGAGGGUGAUCUCAUCCUCACCGGAACUCCUUCCGGUGUUGGUCCUGUCAAUCCAGGUGACAGUAUUGAAUGCGUUCUUGCUGACCCGACUGGUAAAGUACUCGCCGAGCUGAAUUUCACAGCAGAGUCGAGGAGUGGAGGGUAUCAGUUCACGCCAUAACUAUCCUUUAACAUACACCAAACGAGACA